Messenger RNA from Phlebotomus argentipes, 2031 nucleotides. RefSeq lists its product as uncharacterized. The coding region runs from base 114 to 1925 and encodes 603 amino acids. Lineage: Eukaryota; Metazoa; Arthropoda; Insecta; Diptera; Psychodidae. Gene Ontology annotation, molecular function: mRNA binding. Gene Ontology annotation, cellular component: nucleus; ribonucleoprotein complex; cytoplasm. The record is from RefSeq and is a predicted model, not a curated record. The transcript has 4 exons.
UUGACAGCAACUGUCAGUUUUCAGGUGUUUUUGUUAUGUACUUUGGGUGGAUUUUCUGGUGAAAACCAGUGAAAGAGCAGCCAAAAGACUCAUCCUGCACCCAGGAAGCGAGCAUGAAGAGGGGCAUCGAGAUGAACGGCGAGACCACGCCGAAGAGGAGACACUACCUCAACAACCGAAAUAGGUUCGGGAUGUCCUCCUCGGGCUACAACAACUACUACCACGGCAUCGGGCCUGAGGGUCCGCCCGGCAGCUCCAUGCCGUGGGGCCGUUGGCAUUUGGACUGGUAUCCGCCGCUGCCUCCGGAGCCGUCAUCACUCCUCUUCAACAUGACGCAGCCUCCUCCUCCGCCGUUCAAUCCGCCUCUCCCGCCGCCACCACCUCCCGAAGAUCCACCCCCUCCACCUCCGGCAGAUCCUCCUGCGUGCCGCACUGCACCACCGCCAAUUGUGCGGUCUUCGCCACCGACGCGUCCGGACACAUCACCAGCUCAAGACAUCACACCACCUCCAGCAAAUACAUCACCAUCACAGAACUCCACACCGAGUAAGGGCAGAAAAGAGGGCAGCGCGUCGCCAGGAGAGGUCAGAGGCAAGCGCAAGAGGAAGACAGCGUCGCGACACGUCGGCAAGGAGUGGAAUCGCGAGGAUGCGGAACGGGUGUUGGCGGUGGAGAACGAAUAUUCGCCCUCUGACGCCUCGCGGACGCUGGUGAUCAAGUUCCCCGAUCCCAAAAUCACCAGAGACAUGGUGCAGGGCUUCUCCAGUGCCAUCGAGCUGGUGCACUUCCAGCAGCCGGUCACGCCGCGCCACUGCUUCGUGAAGCUGCGCAAGGGCGUGGACGUGCAGGCGACGAUUGCUCAGCUGUCGCGGGUGCGCUUCGGUGGCGGCAAGAUCACGGUGGAGCUGAAGCAGGAGGAGUUCAAGCACGUGUGUCCACCGGAGGGCGUCGACCCGUUCAGCCUCUACGUGGGCAAUCUGCCGCAAAGCGUCACCACGGGCGCCGUGAAGGAGAUCUUCCCCACGGCCGUUCACGUGGACGUGGGCUUCUCGCCGCGCAUGAAACACACCAGAUAUGCUUUUGUCAACUACUCUUCCGUGGACGCUGCGAUUGAGGCGUUCCGCAAGACGAGGAAUACCGUGUUCGAGAACAGGAGUCUCAUCCUGCGCUUCUAUCGCUAUCGCUCGUCCAUCAGAGCGCCCGGCCAGGGAGACGCCUUCCCGGCCAAGAAUUCCAGUGCGCCAACGACGUCAACGCCGCGGGAGAAGACGCCCGAGCCGGAGCCGGAGAUUGUGGAGGAUCUGGAAAUUGUGCCAGAGGACAGUGAUACAUCACACGAGUCUGCGCCGCCUGAGCCCGAGGACUCCAAGGCGACUGUACUCGAAGAGGCUUCCAGGCUGUCCCAGAGCAUAACGAAUGGCGGCUCCGAGGCGCCGACAAUCCCAGUUCGCAUCAAGACGGAAGUGCCGGACGAGGUGACGAUAGAGGAAGACGCGAGCAACGCUCUGCGCAUAAAGACUGAGCUUCUGGACGAGGAUCUGGACGACAAGCUGUACAACAAGUUGAUCAGCGCCCAGAAGGAGGAGGAGGAGCCAUCAGACGGCGAGGAUUAUGACGAGGAGUCGGAGGAGCUGAUGAGUGAGGAGGAGUCGAAUGACGAGGACGCGCUGAAGUACGGUCUGAAUCACUGGGAUAUCCUGCGGAAGGAGGAGGAGAGGCGCAAGCAACAGCAGAUUGCAGUUUCUGAGGUGGUCGCGACGCGUUCGCCUCUUCCGCUGCGCGAUGGACAGCUGGACAGGCUGGCGUCACUCUUUGGUUGUGACUUUGGUGAGUUUGACGAGCAGAACGAUCCGGAAUUCGAUGACUUGUUCAAUCAACUCAAUCCCGAUGAUUUGGACGAGGAGUUCGUGUUCAGUUCCUACUGAAGGGUGAGUCGAUGGGCUUUUCACUUUCACAUUACGUUGGGAAUCACCAAGGAUUUGUAUGAUAAUUUCGAGGAGACUUUUCGUGAGUGGUAGAGAUAAAUGAAAG